Aspergillus wentii DTO 134E9 is the source of this 2474-nucleotide messenger RNA. RefSeq lists its product as uncharacterized. Gene Ontology annotation, biological process: transmembrane transport; borate transport; monoatomic anion transport. Bases 299 to 2335 code for a protein of 678 amino acids. Gene Ontology annotation, cellular component: plasma membrane; fungal-type vacuole. The record is from RefSeq and is a predicted model, not a curated record. Lineage: Eukaryota; Fungi; Ascomycota; Eurotiomycetes; Eurotiales; Aspergillaceae. Gene Ontology annotation, molecular function: solute:inorganic anion antiporter activity; borate efflux transmembrane transporter activity. The transcript is spliced from 4 exons.
CGACUGGCGAUGGAGAAAUAAACGGAUUCAUCGGGGCGAUGAAGGCGGAAAGCAAAGGCGGUGAGCCAGUAAGCACCAUCUCUCGUCGUCUUCUCGUGAUGAUCUCCAAUCUUCUCGACCGUCGCAAAUGGCUGGUGUUUUGUUUUCUGGUGUUUUUCGAAGGAUGAUGAUGUUUUAAUUCUAUAGACACCUGUCCAAUUCACCCUGCUCUCCACACUCUGAGGAUCAAUCUUAGCUCUUAUCACCUUAUCAGUGAUCUGCUACGGAGUGCUGAUAUAUAGUCAACCCCACCAUACUGAUGUCUCUCAUUUCAGCAUUUCGACCUCGCUCAACACGAGAAACUUCUCCUCAAAAGUCCCGUCUCAGACUAAGAAGAGGCCAUAGACGACAGGACCACACUGAAUCCGAAGCAGAGGGGGAUGGUGACAAUGCCCACUCCAUCAUCACCCCGUCGAAGCAUACACCCAAGCCGUUGCGAGUCCUGCGGGGAUCUGUCUCUGCUGGGGGUCCUUUGCGUCCCUUUCGACUGGUGAAGCAGGAUAUUCUCAAUUUGCGCCGGCGCUACGUAUCGGACUGGAAGAUCUUUAACCAACUGGUCUUUGCCAGCGCUGUCUACGUAUUCUUCACCAACUUACUGCCAGGAAUCACGUUUGCCAGUGAUCUCUAUGUCUUGACAGGCAAAAGCUGGGGGGCGAUCGAGGUCGUUUUCAGUACAGGACUUUGCGGAAUUAUCUUUUCGCUAUUCUCUAUCCAACCACUGACAAUCCUAGGUGUAACUGGUCCUUUCUCGGUCCUAGCUGAGAAUAUAUACUCGCUAUGCCAGGAAAUAUUUAAUAUUCCUUUCUUGCCGUUCAUGGCGUGGUCCCUGAUCCAUUCUGCUUGGUUGCACUAUGUAUUGGCCAUCAUCAAUGCUCAUGACUGGACAAUGCGCUAUGUGACUACCUUUGCCACGGAAAUAUUCUCACUCCUCAACAGCAUAAUCUACUUCCACAAAGCCAUUCAGGAGCUCGAGAGAGCACACGAAACCCUCUCAUUUGCAGCCUUUCUCUAUGCCGUUAUUGGUGCAGCAGGAACAAUGCUCUUGGCUAUCUUCCUAUCAACAGCCGAGAACUGGCGACCUCUCUUUCAUCGUUAUAUACGACUUGGGUUAGCAGAAUAUGCAGCGGCCAUCUCCAUCAUACUCUUCAUCGGUCUACCGCAUGUUGGUGAGCUGGCUCACCUGGACAAGAUGACCCUUCCGGUCAGCCAUUCAUUUCGACCAACAUCUCCUGACCGUGACCGAUUCUUUGUUGAAUUUUGGAAGCUGCCAAUUGGUUGGAUAUUUGCUGCUGUGAUCCCCGGAAUCAUCAUCACAAUGUUGUUCUUCUUCGACCACGAAGUAAGUUCGAUUAUUUGCACGAUUGAUCGGUAUGGGACACGGAAACCUGGUGGCUUUGCAUGGGAUAUCGUUCUACUCGGUACCACGACAGCCCUGUGUGGAAUUCUGGGGAUCCCCCCUUCCAAUGGGCUUCUACCACAAGCCCCCUUGCACUCCGAAUCGUUGAUGCAUACCGAACAGGAACAACACACAAUCACUGUAGACGGCGAGGAAAAGGUCGAGAACCGUGAAGUGAGACGGGUUUAUGAGCAGCGGUGGUCAGCUUUUCUACAUUCCGGCGCUAUUUUGCUUUUCAUCAGUCCUCCAUUCAUGACAGUGCUCGGUUUGACACCCACGAGCGUGCUUGCUGGUCUCUUCCUCUUCAUGGGAGAACAAAGUUUAUCAGUGAAUCCAAUUCUAUACCGAACUUUCUACCUUCUCACCCCGCCUUCCGAGCUCCCAUCUUUACCACCAUCUUUAGCAAAGAGGGACAGCUCCUCUACCGGCACGGACAACCAGCCUCCUCAAAGCCCUUCAUACAUUCCCAUCCAUCUCUACACUAUUCUGCAAAUUGUCAUUACCGUAGCCAUCUUCAUCUUGACCCUAACACGAGCCGCACCCGCAUUCCCAGUGCUCAUCAUUGCUUUGGUGCCUUUUCGACUACUUGUGAUGAACCGGUGGUGGCCACGUGAGGUUCUCAGAUUCGUUGAUGCAUGGGCCUGUCGUGAAGGGACUCCAGAGGAUGAUGAGGAUGCAAGGGCAAAUGCAAAGACAGAUGAGCUUCGUGGAGAGGGUUCCAGUGGUGGAAGUGGGGAGGAUGGUUUUCUCUCCGGUCGUGACGGGAAUGCAGUCAACAUAGAUACUGCUUCGAGAGCGGCGAGAGCAGAUGGCCAUGGUAGUAAUGAGUCAGAGAAUGAUUGGAUUGAACUGGAUGUUCGUAUGCAUACGGACGAGGAGAUUGGAAGGAAGAUCAGUUAACGUUAUUUGUUCCCAUCAUGAGAUAGGGUGGUUUGUAAGUCAUUCAAAAUUCAUGCUGAUAGGAAGUACAAUCAAAAUGGAGUGAGUUGUCUAGAUUUUUAUAAAAAAAAUUAACACAUAGAAGUCACAAACUUUCCCC